AUGUCUGCAAUGGAAGGAGAACUUUUAGUUAAACUCGUGGAGUUGGAUGAUAUUUAUCUUGCUAUUCAUAAUGGAGAUAAUAAACGUUUUGAUAACAAUAUACUAAGAAGUGGAGAAUCCACUAAAACAUUGUCAAUUCAAAAAAAAAUUGGACAAGACCAAAGAAAAGGAACAGGUCAACAUUUAAUAGUCGGCACGAAUAAUCCACUAAUUAAUCUUGAUAAUAUUCUUGCAAACCCAGGACGUUCAUACCAGCAUACAGUAGAGGAG
Molecule: messenger RNA, 270 nt
Organism: Dentiscutata heterogama
Lineage: Eukaryota; Fungi; Glomeromycota; Glomeromycetes; Diversisporales; Gigasporaceae
Source: the annotation of a GenBank genome assembly